Molecule: messenger RNA, 2488 nt
Organism: Panicum hallii
Lineage: Eukaryota; Viridiplantae; Streptophyta; Magnoliopsida; Poales; Poaceae
Product: clathrin interactor EPSIN 1-like
Exons: 11
Coding region: 323-2098 (591 amino acids)
Biological process (GO): endocytosis
Cellular component (GO): plasma membrane; clathrin vesicle coat; endosome
Molecular function (GO): phospholipid binding; clathrin binding
Source: RefSeq, a predicted model, not a curated record
CAUUAGCCCACUUCACCGCGUCCCCUUUCUCGUUCACCUUCCCCGCCCUCCUCCGCUACCUCCCGCGGCUCACGCGCCCGCCCUCCGCCGCCGGCGCCGGGGAGCUCGCCGUGGAGGAGGGGACCGCCUCGAGGGUAACGCGGUAGGCCGGGAUCCGGGAAGCUGCUGCAUCGUCCCUAACGGCCUCGGCGACUCGCUCGCCGUGUCCCUCAUCGAGGCGCAGUUUGAGCCACACUUUUUGCUGCCACUGCAACUCGGCCGGGCGGAGCUCAGAUCUGAUCCAAAAUAACGUGCAUCCAGGUGCAGCCACUCCUCGUCGACCAUGGAUUUCAUGAAGGUUUUCGAUCAGACUGUGCGUGAGAUCAAGAGGGAGGUCAAUUUGAAGGUGCUCAAGGUCCCCGAGAUUGAGCAGAAGGUACUUGAUGCAACAAGUGAUGAACCAUGGGGCCCCCAUGGAAGUGCGCUUUCAGAGCUUGCUCAAGCUACCAAGAAGUUCGCUGAGUGCCAGAUGGUAAUGAAUGUCUUAUGGACUAGGCUUGGUGAGAGAGGCGCGAAUUGGCGUCAUGUGUAUAAGGCCUUGACAAUUAUUGAGUACUUGAUAGCCAACGGUUCUGAGAGGGCAGUUGAUGAUAUUCUUGAUCAUUAUUCUAAGAUCUCGGUUCUUUCAAGCUUUGAGUAUGUGGAGCCUAAUGGAAAAGAUGCUGGAAUAAAUGUGAGGAAGAAAGUAGAAACUAUUGUUGGCAUCCUAAAUGACAAGGAGAGAAUAAAGGCUGUGAGAGACAAGGCGGCCAGCAACCGUGACAAGUACAUUGGACUAUCAUCAACAGGGAUAACAUACAAGUCAAGCUCAGCCUCAUUUGGUAGUAACUACAGUUCAGGCGAACGUUAUGGUAGUUUCAGUGGCACAAGGGAAGCCGACUCAUUUGGUGACAGUUACAGGGAUAAAGAACCUGUUAAAACCUCCACAAGUAAAACUGGCAGUAAGUUGAGAAAGGAUACAAAGUCUGAUAGAAGGAAUGAGGAUUAUAGUUCACCCAGCUCCUUGAAUCCCCCAUCUAAUACAAAGAGCAGUGAGGAUGACUUUGAUGACUUUGAUCCCCGCGGAUCAAAUGGCAAAGCUGCUGCUAAAUCAACUGAGGUGGAUCUGUUUGGCCCAAACUUGAUGGAUGAUUUCAUUGAUGCAUCUGCAGCAAUUCCAGCAACAGACAGUGCCGUCGAACCACAGGUCGAUCUGUUUGCUGAUGCAGAUUUCCAGUCAGCAACCACAAGUACAGAGACAACUGCAAAUAUGGAUGUCCAGGGCAAUGUUGACCUUUUUGCAGAAAAGACUUCUUUUGCUGCAGCAUUCCCGCCACAGACUGGGUUUAUUCCACCACCAAGUUCCGGGGUAUCUUCUGAAGUAAAUACUUCCGUAUCCAAGAACGGGGCUCCUGAACCUUUUGAUCCUUUUGGUGCUAUUCCUUUGAACAGUUUUGAUGGAUCUGACCCAUUUGGUGGCUUCAGCUCAAAUGCUGGUUCAUCUACCGUACCACCACCCACACACGGUUCUACUGGAAAUAUUAGCACAUCAAACCAGAACCUUCAGGCUGCAUCCGACUUUGGUGCCUUUGUAUCAAACAAUGAAGAAGCAGCUAAAGAUCCAUUUGAUCUUUCUUCAACUGUCAAUGUCAGAAAAACGCCCUUGGCAGCUCCCAAAACCGAUGCAUCUGAUUUUGGUGCGUUUGUAUCUAGCAACGAGGAAGCAGCUAGGGACCCUUUUGAUCUUUCUUCGAGUAACAACCUUGGAAGGACAGACCAAACACCUUUGGCAGCUCCCAAUCCUAGCGCAAAGAAAGAAAAUUUUCAGGUGAAGUCUGGCAUAUGGGCAGACUCCUUGAGCCGAGGAUUGAUUGAUCUGAACAUUACUGCACCGAAGAAGGUGAACCUAGCCGACAUUGGCAUUGUCGGUGGCCUCGGUGAUGGGUCCGAUGAGAAGGCCAUGCCCUCUUGGACCAUGGGCACGACAUCUGGCCUAGGAAUGGGCAUCCCACCUUCUACACAAGCCGGUGGCAUCGAGAGCUUGGCGAACUACAACAAGCAUCAAUUUGGCUUCAAAUGAGCCUCGAGCUCUCAUACAGGAAGAUCUCUAUCAUCGGCAAUUUCCUCCUCUGCUGGCCUGCCCAUUCAAUAUAUGGUUAUUGAUUUAAUUUCCUUUUGUUCGUUCUCUGGUGACUUCCCCACACUACAUUUUGUACCAAGCAAUCGUGCCCCGGUUUGAUGUCGCGCUUGUAUGUGGUAUUUACCGUGUUUGCGGGUAUGAUAUUUAUUGGGUUUGCAUAGCAUCCAACUCCCCGAUCAUAGCCUGUUUGAGUUCGAAUGAUACAUCCGGUUGCUAUGCAGCAUGUGUAAAUCCUGUGGCUUCCCUCUGUACUCUGUAUAACUACAGUACCAUCUUGCAAUGCUUGAGUUUUUUUUAAUCCAAUAAUAAGAGAAUCUAUGCCCUUAGUGA